AUUAAUUAGUAGAAUGGGAAUCAUUCUCAAGAAGUGUUGUUUUUGGAUUAGUUUGCGUCGUGGCUGUUAUAUCAUUGCCUUCGUCGAUCUUGUAUUUAAUAUGGCUCUAAUCAUUUUUGCUAAUGACAAACAUAUCACACACAUUGAACGCGCUAUGGCCAUUUGCCACUGCAUCGGAUGUGGCAUGCUGCUGAUCGGAGCUUUAGUUCAAUCGACGGUCCUUUUGGUAUUUUAUUUGAUCACCAGCCUGGUAAAUGUAGCUAUCCAUACGUGCAUCAUCGUAAUGGCCUCCAUUGAUUUUGAACCGAAGCGCCUUGUUGUAAUUCUUCCGGGCACCUUUUUAGUAUGCCUAAACUUGUAUAGUUGGGUCGUUGUCUACUCAUAUUUUCGAAAAAUCGACUCUGCUACCUACGAGGAAGGCGAUUGAGCAAGUUAUAAAAUCUUCAAACUUUUUUCUGUUUUUACAAUGCUUUGCUUGAAAGUAGAAAACAAGUUUGAGGAUUUUAUACUUGAUGCCCAUGUGUAUAUAUAUUUUAUAAGAAAUUUAAUCUUAAUAGAAG
Messenger RNA from Drosophila novamexicana, 560 nucleotides. RefSeq lists its product as uncharacterized. The record is from RefSeq and is a predicted model, not a curated record. The coding region runs from base 14 to 427 and encodes 137 amino acids. The transcript has 4 exons. Lineage: Eukaryota; Metazoa; Arthropoda; Insecta; Diptera; Drosophilidae.